Messenger RNA from Drosophila yakuba, 3924 nucleotides. It is a transcript of the gene DIP-kappa, whose product is annotated as hemicentin-1. The coding region runs from base 446 to 2431 and encodes 661 amino acids. Gene Ontology annotation, cellular component: neuron projection. The record is from RefSeq and is a predicted model, not a curated record. NCBI's taxonomy places the organism in Eukaryota, Metazoa, Arthropoda, Insecta, Diptera, Drosophilidae. The transcript is spliced from 13 exons.
UUCAGUCGUGAAUCGGGCUUUCAACUGAACGGACGGUCUGUGCGAGGGUCCCAGCGAGGGUCGCCACGAAACUAUCUGACGUGCGAGUUGCGAUUCCACGCGAGUGCUGCACACGAAAUGCUACGCGGUGCGUUGUCGUUGUCGUUAUCCUUGCCGCUGUCAUUUGCCGGAUUUUGGCAGACCUCGCCAAAGUUGUGAGCGAGUGAAAGUUUUUUGUGCACUUGUCGUGUGGCGACUUCGGUUUACCAUUACUCUUGCAUUCGCAAUUGCGUGCGCAAUUCAAACCCCAUUGUUGUUGCUGUUGAUUACGCGACGUUUACGUGAUUAAAGGUGAAAACAUUUGCCGCCCAGUGAAUCCUUGAACAUUUGGCAACUUGUCGCCGUAGUGUUGAACUUUUUCCGUCACAUUAACCGUUGCAGAAGAAAAUUAAGCUAAAGGAUUUCCAUGGCCAUGGCAGGACCCCACUGCCUGCCACGCCCACAUACACACCGCCGCCUCCGCCCACAGCCGGAGUUUAACGUCCGGCAGUUGGCCAUCGCGAUAAUAGCCACUGCCGCGGUUACCAUGCUGAUGACAGCCACGCCCACACUGGCCGAAAUCCCCUCAAAGGGAAAACACACGCGACUGGACACCCAGCAGACGGCACACGAAGAUUCCGACUUCCCGCGAUUCGCGGAACCCAUUGCCAAUGUCACCGUCUCCGUGGGACGAGAUGCCUUGAUGGCAUGUGUGGUGGAGAACCUCAAGGGCUACAAGGUGGCCUGGGUGCGGGUGGACACGCAGACGAUCCUAUCCAUUCACCACAACGUCAUCUCGCAGAACAGCCGCAUCAGCCUGACCUACAAUGACCAUCGUUCGUGGUACUUGCACAUCAAGGAGGUUGAGGAGACGGAUCGCGGCUGGUACAUGUGCCAAGUGAAUACGGAUCCCAUGCGCUCCAGGAAGGGCUAUUUGCAGGUGGUGGUUCCACCGAUGAUUGUCGAGGGCCUGACCAGCAACGAUAUGGUGGUGCGCGAGGGUCAGAACAUCUCGCUGGUUUGCAAGGCACGUGGCUAUCCGGAGCCCUACGUCAUGUGGCGACGCGAGGACGGCGAGGAGAUGCUAAUUGGCGGGGAGCACGUCAACGUGGUGGACGGUGAGCUGCUGCACAUCACCAAAGUGAGUCGCCUGCACAUGGCCGCGUAUCUGUGCGUCGCCUCCAACGGAGUCCCGCCUUCGAUUAGCAAGCGGGUCCACCUGCGUGUGCAAUUUCCGCCGAUGCUUUCCAUACCCAACCAGCUGGAGGGAGCCUAUCUGGGCCAAGAUGUUAUACUCGAGUGCCACACUGAGGCCUAUCCAGCAUCGAUCAACUACUGGACCACGGAGCGCGGGGAUAUGAUCAUAUCGGACACCUCACGAGCCGGCGAUAAAUACGAGACCACAUCAACCGUCAGCGGUUACACAAAGUACAUGAAGUUAAAAAUCCGUGCAGUUGGACCCAACGAUUUCGGCACAUAUCGCUGCGUGGCCAAGAAUUCGCUGGGCGAAACGGAUGGAAAUAUAAAACUGGACGAAAUGCCCACACCAACCACAGCCAUUAUUUCCGAAAUGUCCUUGCUGAACCGCAGCUAUGAUGGCAAGAGACGUCAUAGAAAUAAAUUUGACUCGGCUAACGCUCUGCCUGAUUAUGGGGUUGAGGAGUGGCGUGACGGAGCCCAAGGCAACCAUGCUGGAAACAAUGGCGAUAACAAUCAAACGCCCGUGCGUAAUCCGCCCGGAGCAUUCCACAAUUCUGCAGGCUCACUGGCGCAGCAUAAUCUACUUGCUAAAAUAAUGCUCGGCAUUAAAACGCAAUCAUUUGGGAUUUUCAAACGUUUAUCGAGCUCUUCGCCGCUGGCGGCGGGACAGAGCUUUCUCUGGCUGUCGACGUUAUCGCUGCUCUCAGCCCCAAGUCGGUGGCGUAUGAGUAAUGUGGAAAAUCGGCCGAACUCACCGGAGACCAUUGUCAACAGCGAUACCGCCGCCGCAUGCUGGGAAAGCAGAAGCCAUUUCGUGAGCGACAGCAACAAUAACAACAGUCGCAUUACCGAACGCCCACCAAUGUGGGUGCGGCAUUCGCGCAUAUUUCACAUUGCUCAUACGCCGUGUGGCGCGUCAACGCAAUACGAACGCCUAUGCGAACGCCAAUGGCAAUGGCAAAGGCUGCGGCAGUGCCAGUGGCCAAUGCUCAUUUGCAUAGUAAUAUUGGCUGGCUGUUUUGUUCGGUGGCUGCCAAUUUUGCUGCAUUUUAUCGGCCGGCACAUCGGAACAUUUUCUAUUAGCGCGACGCAUAGGCAACAUUUAAUGUGCACGUUUUGGGGCAACCGUGGUAAUAAGGUUGUCGCCAAAAAUACCACCCCCGCCAGGCCAAGUACUUUCCAAAUGCUCUGCUCCCGGAUGUUUUCAAGAUGAAAUCAAAUAAUUGCAAAGGCAAAAAGAAACUCAUUUAGGGCACAAGCAGCUUGAAGAACGAAAUCAAACCUUGGCCAGACGAGGACCAGGAUAACGAGGACGAAGUGGAAUGGGAGAGGGGUUCAGACAGCUGCAGUGGUUGGAAUUCAGAUAUAGAUAUGUUUAUACUAGAGCGUAAAAUGAAAAUCAUGUUAGGAACGAGCUGGCCAGAAGUGACAGCUGAUGUGCAGCAAAUAAUGAUGGCUACAUCCGACAUUCGGCAACUAACCGGAAGUCUAACAAAAUUUAAUGUACCUAUUCCUUUAAUGAAUGUAUUAAAAAUCAAUUAUAUUUUAAUACAAAAUAUAUAUUAAAAGCCUUUGAUAAUUUGUUUUUGGUUUCAUAUCAAUAAAGUUAUAUUAUAUCCUCAUUUAUUUUCUCACAAUUAAUUUUCAAAACGAUUAGAGGUUAUUAUGGUUUUUGUUCACAACACACAGCAAAGUUUAAAAUGUUUCAUUAUGUAUAAGCCAAUUAAAAGGAAAUAAAUUAAUUAAAAUCACAAAAAAAAUGCAGAACUGGAACGGCAAAAAAAUACGAAAAUACGGUUAAUCAAAUUUGCAUUUAGAUGAAAGUAUUUACGCAUACACAUACAUAGCGAAUUUACAUAGUAAAUUUAGCAGAAUUAUAAAAGCAAAUAAAAAUAAAAGAAAAAAAUGUGAACCAAUAGGUAAAACAAAAAGUGUUGCAUUAAGUAAUUUAUUGAAUAUAAUAUUGACACUUAACAGACGAUUGCAAUUGUUUUAGCAAUUUGUUGUCCCAAAAACGAAAGUGUUAACAAUAUGCUUAUUCAAUUUGGGUUGCAUUGCAUUCAAUUUGUUUAAAUUUACGAACAAACAAAGCAUGUAAUAAAUAAAAAGCUCCAUGAAUACGAAAUUGACUUUAAUUUGAUUCCUUUUGUUUUAGAGAAAUAAAUUAAAGCCUUCGUACACUCCCUUUAAUUGUAAAUAUUUAAAUGGUGCAAAAAGAGUAUUAAAUGAAUUCAUUGUAACUUCGCUGUAUAUAUGAAGAAAACUAUAUGUGCAACUAUACAUAUAAUUCCAUUUAAGGCUCAUAGGGCUUACCUGACCCUAUCCAAAGAAUUUAAUGAAAAUUAUAAAUUACGCUUGAGUUUCCAUUGUAAAUAAUUAAACCAUACUAUCACAUACAAGUUGAAAUGAAUGUUAACGCGUUAAAUAAAUAAAAUAUAUAUCUUUAGAUGUAGAACCGCAAGGAAAACAAGCAGAAAAACUUUGCAGUUGAAUAUGGUGGUGAGACCUAUUUAUUUAAGCCUACUUAAGAAGCUCAGAACACUUGAAUAUGAAGUCGAAAAAUUAUACCUAACGUCUAAGUUAGUUAUAACUUAUUAUAUAUGUAUGGAGCUCUAUAUAUGUGAAUAAGUGGCAUAUCUAUGUGACAUAUUUGUAUGUAAGUGUACGCAAAAGAUUACAGCAAAAAUAAAGCCCAAAACAAGCCCA